AUGGACAUACCAGACAACAGAGUCUUCACACUGGCGAGCAGUUUCCCGGAACGUGUGGCAGUUCAGGUAUUCUUGAUUGCAAUCGCCUUCUUGGUUCUCUGGAAACAUGUCCAGCUUCGCAAACUUCUGAAUUCCGUCAUCUCAACGCCCAUCAAUGUCUACCUUUGCUGGAAAUACCCGAUCCAGUCAUCGGACCGAUCGGUGGAUAUACCUACAUGCCCAUUUCGGUUCCCGAAUGGGCAAGGCAAUAUAAAGUUUUCUGAGGGUCGGGCGAGGUCUCGAGAAUGGGGGAGUGAAUUUGGCCACAUCUAUCGCAUCUGGGCAGGGAGUACUCCUGAGGUGGUACUUACCAAGCAUGAUCAGAUGCCCGCUGUCUUCAAAGACUCUCAUUUGCACAUAAAGUCAACGAAUUUUGAUGCGGGAUGGCUAUUCGGCGAACUCGUUGGUAAAGCGUUGGGUCUACUUAAUGGCGGGGAUUGGAAUCGUGUGCGAAAUAUCUUUGCGCCGCCGUUCCACCAGGCCAAGGUGGUCAACUUCCUGCCAGUAAUGGAGCGACGGGUGCAGCAAUGCCUUCAGGAGCUACACGAGAAUCCUAAGAUUCACCGCAACGGUACUCUCAUCCUGAAGCCUGCGGAUGACCUUCGCCUCGUGUCAUUUUGGGUUCUCUGCGACAUACUAUACGGAGACAUGAGUCCGGAGAUGGAAGCUCAGUUGCUCGAAAUUGUCGAAAUCCGAGAGAAGGUGUGGGCGGGUGUUACCGCCGGGGGUUUAGCCCGCCUAUCAAUCGGACGUUUCCUGCCAACUCCAACGAAACAUGCCCUGAGAACUUUUCGGGUUAUGUGGGCUGGUUUCAAUCGUCAGGCCGCCGACCGAGCUCGUAGCUUGUUCGACGGGCUCCCACCAAUCUGCGACUUCUUCUCAGCCGUGGACUCUGGCAAGCUCUCUGAGCAUGAGAUGCUGGAUACCAUGGAUGAGAUACUCUUCGCAAACCUUGACGUCACUAUCGGCAGUCUGUCGUGGGUGCUCGUGUUUUUGGCUGCUCACACUGACGUGCAAACGGAUUUGCGACGAGAAAUUGUGGAGAAUAAGUCUCGAGCUUCUCCGGCUGUCUGGGACGAGUAUAUCUCUCAAUCCUCCACACUACUGAUGGCUUGUCUUCUGGAAUCUGCUCGGCUACGGCCUAUCGCAUCUUUCUCUGGGGCACAAAGUCCCCCGUCGGACCGUCAGGUGGACCAGUAUGUUAUUCCAGCCGGAACCAAUGUCACAGUUGACAUUCAUGCUUUGAACAACGACGACCAAGCCUGGGGAGAUGAUCGCUACCAGUUUAAUCCACGACGUUUUUUACAAGCAAAGAAUCCGUCCGAGUUCCGUUAUCGACUUUGGCGCUUUGGAUUUGGCCCUCGGCAAUGUCUAGGGAAAUAUCUCGCCGACCUGUUUCUGAAAACCUUGCUUUCGCACAUCCUCGAGAAUUACUCGAUUCAGAUGAAGGACUCGUCCCAGCGGUCGAUGGACGAUUUUAAGGGUAACUCGAAUGCGUGGAUCAAUCUUGCUGCGGAGGACGUUGUGUGGGUAAAGAUCACUAACUCGGAGUAA
Messenger RNA from Penicillium subrubescens, 1593 nucleotides. Its product is annotated as cytochrome P450. Lineage: Eukaryota; Fungi; Ascomycota; Eurotiomycetes; Eurotiales; Aspergillaceae. The coding region runs from base 1 to 1593 and encodes 530 amino acids. The record is from RefSeq and is a predicted model, not a curated record. Gene Ontology annotation, molecular function: monooxygenase activity; oxidoreductase activity, acting on paired donors, with incorporation or reduction of molecular oxygen; heme binding. The transcript is spliced from 3 exons.